AUGAGAUCAGGUCAUACUUACAUGAAAAGCGAUGUAUACAGUUUUGGGGUUGUUCUCCUUGAAAUGUUAUCUGGAAGGCAAGUGAUAGACAGAAACAAGCCACGUGAAGAAGAAAAUUUAGCUGAGUGGGCAAGAAGCAUUAGCAACACCCGCAAUAUUUCCCGAAUUCUGAACCCUGCCAUUUUAGGUGAGCAUUCAGGAAGGAGUGCAUUAAAAGUAGCUCAACUUGCAUGCGAUUGUGUAUCAAAGGCACUAAAGUCUCGCCCAGACAUGAAAGAGGUGGUCCUUAUCUUGGAAAACCUUCAGGAUUGCAAUGAGAAUAAAGUAUGCAAAAGCUCUAAGCAUUACAAAUCAAGCAAUGGUUCUGAUCAUAGCAGGGAAAAACUCAAAUGA
Jatropha curcas is the source of this 393-nucleotide messenger RNA. The record is from RefSeq and is a predicted model, not a curated record. NCBI's taxonomy places the organism in Eukaryota, Viridiplantae, Streptophyta, Magnoliopsida, Malpighiales, Euphorbiaceae.